Hibiscus syriacus is the source of this 2052-nucleotide messenger RNA. RefSeq names its product ribonuclease 3-like protein 2. The coding region runs from base 1 to 1947 and encodes 648 amino acids. The record is from RefSeq and is a predicted model, not a curated record. Gene Ontology annotation, biological process: siRNA processing. Gene Ontology annotation, cellular component: nucleus; cytoplasm. Gene Ontology annotation, molecular function: RNA binding; ribonuclease III activity. Lineage: Eukaryota; Viridiplantae; Streptophyta; Magnoliopsida; Malvales; Malvaceae. The transcript has 6 exons.
AUGGAGUUAGAACCGACAGAGGACAAUUUGGGAGAAAUUACGGAUGUUCGGUUACGGUUAAACAUUGAGGCGAACAAACCAGAAAUAUACUGGGAACAAAGAGCUAAAGCCAAUUGGCUUCGCAACGGAUACAAAAAUACAAACUUCUUUUCACCGAUAUGCGACUCAAAGGAAAAGACACAACAAAAUCAGAGGCUGGAAGCAUCUGGUGAAGAAGAAAUCCUGGAAAAAGUCAAGUCGUGCAUCACAGAAAACAUAAAUCAGAAUCUGUCUAGACCGUUUACAUCAGAGGAAGUUUUUAAAGCAGUUCAAUCGAUAAGUCCCUUGAAAGCUUCAGGCGAGGAUGGUUUAGGAGCAAUAUUUUAUCAGCGGUUUUGGCACAUUGUGGGCAAAGAUAUAGGGCUUCUUGGGUCCCAAGACGUGGAAGCAGUUAAUAGUACCUAUAUAGUUUUGAUCCCAAAAGUGCGAAACCCCACCCAGUUAACACAAUUCAGACAUAUCAGCCUAUGCAACGUACUCUAUAAAAUCGAGUCAAAAGUGUUGGUUUUUCGAAUCCAGGAAUAUCUUCACUUAUGCAUUGACGAAGCUCAAAGUGCGUUCGUUCCGAGAAGGCUUAUUACUGAUAACAUCAUCACGACUCCACAUUUGGUAUUCAUCACCCUCUCUCUUGUCUCUGUUCAUUUCUCUCGCAUCACUACGGUUUCCUGUAGCCGUGGUGUUCGUCUCCGGCCUCCGUUGCUUAUCCGAGACUUCAAAUGUGACCGUACCCUUCCAGUCUCCUUCUACCGCAUAAUAACUCAUAAAUCCGAAACCUUCGUUGACUUCCACUGCCCGCCAAUCCUCUUCAACAACAUCACCUGCACCGCAGCCGCUUCCAAAUACUUCUCCUCUCCGACACUCUCUUCCGGAAACGCUUCCUCUUCCGAUUCGCCCACUUCCAACAUGAAAGCUUCUAUAGACGCCGUCGAGAGGAUCCUCAAUUACCGUUUUCAGGAUAAGAGUCUUUUAGAGGAUGCUUUGACACAUUCUUCGUACUUGGAUUCCUUUUCAUACGAGCGUCUUGAGUUUGUCGGUGAUGCAGCUCUGGGCCUGGCUUUUACUAAUUACGUUUUUCUGGCUUACCCCAAACUUGAUCCUGGCCUUCUUUCGUUGAUCAGAUCAGCUAAUAUAAGCACGGAAAAACUAGCCCGUGUCGCUGUUAAACACCGUCUUUUUCAGUUCGUUCGACACAAUGCUGUUGGCCUUGAGCAAAAGGUUAACGAAUUUACCAUGCUUGUUAGUGAAGAAGAUGGUCCAGUGGCUCACGGUGGAUCAAUGAAAGCUCCCAAGGUUUUAGCUGAUAUUGUAGAAUCCGUGGCAGCUGCCAUUUAUGUUGAUGUCGAAUUCAAUCUGGUAACACUUUGGAAGAUCUUUAGAGGUCUAUUGGAGCCUAUAGUUACCUUGGAAGAUUUGCAGCAACAGCCUCAACCCGUGACAUUAUUGUUUGAGAUAUGUCAAAAGAAACGAAAGCAAGUUGACAUAAGACAUUCGAGAGAUGGGGAAAAAACCGUAGCUACAGUAUAUGUCGAUGGAAAGUUCAUUUCAUCGGAUUCCUCAUAUCAAAAGGAUAUUGCGAAGCUUAAUGCGGUAAAGGGAGCUUUGCUCAAGUUAUCAAAGUCCAUGGCUGUUGAUGUUGAUUUAUUUGGAAUUGAUGGGUCUUUUGAGAUUGGAGGAGCAAAACAGAAGUUGCACGAGCUCUGCACAAAGAAAAAAUGGUCCAAGCCUAUCUAUGAGCUUGCGAAAGAUGAAGGUCCCUCGCAUGAGAAGAAAUUUGUAUAUGCAGUUAAAAUUCCGACCAAAGGUGGAAUUUUAUGCAUCGAAGGGGAGGAAAAAUCCAGAGUAAAAGAAGCAGAAAACUCUGCAGCGUCAAACAUGAUUCGAUCCCUCCAUGAAUAUGGAUAUUUGUAAUUUGGCCAGCAAUUUGUAUCAUAUCUUUACCGACUGUUAACAUCUCUAAGAUUGUGUGCCGGAAUAUUUGUAAUAGCUAUAAUAUUAAUAUUAUUAGAAACUGAA